AUGAGUUUAGUUGAUCCAGAGUUAAGUAAGAUUGAAAUUCUUGAUUCCAUUUUAAAGGAAUUAUUGGAAGAAAAACCUUUAAAUGACGUGAUUAAUCAUCUAUCGGUCCAAAAUGUAUCUAAAGUAGAGUUUAAGACCAAUGUCGAUAAUGAAAAAGACUCAAUGAAGCUAUCAGAUCAACCUUUGAUUACAAUAAAUCAUAACAAAGCUUUGUUAUUAUUUGCCUUAUUUCCCAACCAAAGUAUGAAAUCUAUAGAUUUGGUGUUCAAUCUGGUCAUUAAUAACGACGACUUAAGUUUCGUCAGCUGUGAUAAUUGUGAGCUUUUAUCGAAUAUCGUGUUAGUUCCAAAAGAGGGAAGGCACAGGUUAGGUGAUAUUGAACAACUAAUUUCAGAUUUGAUUCCAAAAACAAGAUCUACAGAUGUAAAAUAUUCCAACCUCGCAGCUUCUAAUGAUCAACUGAUAGAAUUGGACUCGUUUAAUGUUGACAUUGUUAAUUGGUAUUGCGAUUGUCAAGAUUAUCAAUCAAAGAUAAAUAAAAAGUCUAGGUAUUUAGACAAAUCUAGAGAAGAAUUUGAAUUAUUCAACCACAACAACAGAAAAAACGUUUUAUGGCGAUUGAUUUAUGACCUGAAAUGUAAUCAAUUAAUACCUGUCCCAUAUUGUUGUCAUUUGUUGUGUAUAAUGAUCAUAGUUUAUAAUCCUAUUAUGUAUAGAAAAUAUAUAUCAUUGUCUUCUUGA
Lodderomyces pseudojiufengensis is the source of this 741-nucleotide messenger RNA. RefSeq lists its product as uncharacterized. Bases 1 to 741 code for a protein of 246 amino acids. Lineage: Eukaryota; Fungi; Ascomycota; Pichiomycetes; Serinales; Debaryomycetaceae. The record is from RefSeq and is a predicted model, not a curated record. The transcript has a single exon.